AUUAACAGUAGUCCUCCGCUAAUACUGGAACAAUUUAAUAUUGGACCAUGGAGACAAAUGCCAAUCCAAACCUGGCAGGAUUUUAUGCCGAAGAAAGCAAAGAUAACAUAUAUGAAACUGUCCUCGGGGAAAUUAAGUACUUGGAGCUGCCUCUAGGAAUCACUUUAGGGUCUGUGUAUGAUGAUCAGCCAAAUGCGCACCAAAAGUUUAUGGAAAAACUGGAUGCUUGUAUACGCAACCAUGACAGAGAGAUUGAAAAAAUGUGCAAUUUUCAUCAUCAAGGCUUUGUUGACGCUAUUACAGAACUUCUUAAAGUUAGAGCUGAUGCAGAGAAAUUAAAGGUCCAGGUUACUGAUACCAACCGAAGGCUUCAAGACGCUGGGAAAGAGGUGAUAGCUCAAACAGAGGAAAUAAUCCAGUGUAGACUUCAGCAGAGGAAUAUUACUACGGUGGUUGAGAAACUUCAGUUGUGUCUUCCAGUAUUGGAAAUGUACAGCAAGCUAAAAGAGCAGAUGAAUGUAAAAAGAUAUUAUUCUGCUUUAAAAACUAUGGAACAGCUAGAGAACAUAUGCUUUCCUAGAGUUAGUCAGUAUCGGUUUUGCCAAAUAAUGAUUGAAAACCUUCCAAAACUUCGUGAGGAAAUUAAAGAAAUUUCCAUGUCUGAUCUUAAGGACUUCCUAGAGAGUAUCCGGAAGCAUUCAGAUAAAAUUGGUGAAACAGCAAUGAAACAGGCACAACAGCAGAAGACUUUUAACGCUGCUCUACAGAAGCAGAGCAAUCUAAGCUAUGGAAGAAAUUUGUAUAUAAAUAAUGAUGGCAUUCCAGAAACAAGGAAUGAAAUGGUUUUGAAGCAAAACCAUGAAGAAGAAGAGGAACAUGAAGAUGAGGUUUUGACAGCUCAUGAUCUGGUAGAUUUUUCUCCUGUGUACAGAUGCUUACAUAUUUAUUCAGUUCUGGGUGAUGCAGAGACAUUUGAAAACUACUAUAGAAAACAGAGAAGAAAACAAGCAAGACUAGUAUUACAGCCACAGUCAAACAUGCACGAGACAGUAGAAGGUUACAGAAGAUACUUCAGUCAAAUUGUAGGGUUUUUUGUAGUGGAAGAUCACAUUUUACAUGUAACUCAAGGACUGAUAACAAGAGCUUACACUGAUGAACUCUGGAACAUGGCACUUUCAAAGAUUAUUGCGGUCCUUAGAACUCAUUCGUCAUAUUGCACUGAUCCUGAUCUUGUUUUGGAGCUGAAGAAUCUGAUUGUUGUGUUUGCUGAUACUUUGCAGGGUUAUGGUUUUCCUGUGAACAGACUAUUUGAUCUCUUGUUUGAAAUAAGAGACCAGUAUAAUGAAACUCUGCUUAAAAAAUGGGCUGUGUUGUUCAGGGAUAUUUUUGAAGCAGAUAAUUACAGCCCAAUACCUGUCUCCAGUGAGGAAGAGUACAAAAUAGUUAUUAGCAAAUUUCCCUUUCAAGAUCCAGAACUUGAUAAGCAAUGCUUUCCAAAGAAACUUCCAAUGUCUCAGUCAGUGCCUCAGAUUUAUAUUCAGGUUAAAGAAUUCAUUUAUGCAAGCCUUAAGUUUUCAGAAUCACUUCACCGCAGUUCAACAGAAAUAGACGAUAUGCUUAGAAAGUCUACAAACUUGCUGCUGACUAGAACUUUGAGCAGUUGUUUACAAAACCUCAUCAAAAAGCCUCACAUAGGUUUAACAGAGCUGGUACAAAUUAUCAUAAACACAACACAUUUGGAGCAAGCGUGUAAAUACCUUGAGGACUUUAUAACAAAUAUUACAAAUAUUUCCCAGGAAACUGUUCACACAGCAAGGCUUUAUGGUCUUUCAACGUUUAAGGACGCAAGGCAUGCUGCUGAAGGGGAGAUUUAUACCAAGCUCAACCAAAAGAUUGAUGAGUUUAUUCAGCUUGCUGAUUAUGACUGGACAAUGACUGAACCAGAUGGGAGAGCCAGUGGCUAUUUAAUGGAUCUGAUUAACUUCUUGAGAAGCACCUUUCAGGUUUUUACUCACUUGCCUAAUAACAACAAUGACCAUGCAGCUAUGUCGGGGAAGGUGGCACAGACUGCUUGUAUGUCCGCUUGCCAGCAUCUGUCAACCUCCCUGAUGCAGAUGCUGUUGGAUAAUGACUUAAAACAAAUCAGCAUGGGAGCAAUCCAGCAGUUUAACUUGGAUGUCAUACAGUGUGAAUUGUUUGCAAGUUCUGAGCCAGUACCUGGAUUCCAAGGAGAAACCUUACAGUUAGCAUUCAUUGACCUCAGACAACUGCUGGACCUCUUCAUGGUGUGGGACUGGUCGACUUACCUGGCGGACUACGGGCAGCCGGCCUCCAAGUACCUGCGAGUGAACCCCAGCACCGCCCUCGCCCUCCUCGAGAAAGUCCACAAAGGAAUGAAGGACCUGAGCAAGAAGAACAACAUCUUCGCCCAGUUCCGCAAGAACGACCGCGACAAGCAGAAGCUGAUCGAGACGGUGGUGCGGCAGCUGCGCGGCCUGGUCAACGGCAUGGCCCACCAGCACCCUUAGCCCGCCCGGCGGAGAGGACGGCGCCUGCGGCUGCCCCACCAGGGAAAGCGGCGGCACUGCGCCCCGCCCCCCCCCCUUGGGAAGCCGGACCCAGCCGCUGCCUUGUAAAUACGUCCUGGGGCAAAGGAAUCGAGGUUGAUUUUUCUGUGGAGCGGGGAGGGCGGGUGUCCUUUCCCUGCUCCACUUCGGAAUGACUUGAACACGAUCGCCCCCCCUCCCCCCAAGAAAGGAGGAGCGCUGCUUUCGAUGUCUUUUCAGACUCUCUUUUGCCCUCCUGCAGGAUUUGUAUACGACGCGCCUUACGGUGGCCCGGGACGGUUUUCUAUGCCAGGUUUCCUUUUUGUAGGCUGGGAGGGGAGGGGAGGGGAGGGGGGUCUUCUUUUGUAGCGCCCCGUGAAAAAAACUACCUGAAUCCAACACCGGCCUUGGUAGUGUUUGAACCACUGGACUUUUCUAGAUUCCCCUGAAGCCCCCGCCCCAGGAGCUUCCUCCUUCUCCCCGCCCCCCCCUUCCAGCAGCAUCGGGGCUCAGAUGCCGGUGUCGUGUGUGUGUCCCGAUGGGUGUUAUAGCGCUAGAGCUCGUCCCUCUCCGCCCCACCCCUCCGCUGAAUUCUGUACUGGAGCCUCCUGUGCUGUUUGGAACACACGCGAAUGUCUGAGACCUGAGAAACCAAAUGAGCGCUUCGGGACUGACUUGCCAGAAGAAUGUACUCCCCCCUCGCCCCUUUUUGCUCCGUGUAUUAAGUUAUUUGACGGUCCAAAAUACAGUAAUAUAAACCCCAA
Heteronotia binoei (common prickly gecko) is the source of this 3310-nucleotide messenger RNA. It is a transcript of the gene EXOC6, whose product is annotated as exocyst complex component 6. The record is from RefSeq and is a predicted model, not a curated record. Gene Ontology annotation, cellular component: exocyst; membrane. The coding region runs from base 48 to 2528 and encodes 826 amino acids. Lineage: Eukaryota; Metazoa; Chordata; Lepidosauria; Squamata; Gekkonidae. Gene Ontology annotation, biological process: Golgi to plasma membrane transport; exocytosis; intracellular protein transport. The transcript is spliced from 24 exons.